AUGGAGCUCUGCACAAACACUACCAUCACUCGUCUUCCUUCGAUCAUCAAUCGCCAUGGAAAUCUGGCGGGAAACUCUGUUCAUAGAAUCUCACUUCCUCUCCAGCGAAACCUUGCAUCACUCGUUCUUCAAUCUCUCAAUGAGUUUGGUCUAGAGAAUCGUGAUAAGGAAAUAGUUGCAGUCGAAGAGAAGAAUUUGAAUAGUGAGUCUUUUGAAGAAGAGCAAACUCAAGCAUUAGAGUUCUUGAACGAUAUAAAGCUGGACUCAAACAACACAUAUUCAAUCCUGCUAUAUGGGAGUGGCGGAAUCGUUGCUCUGUACUUAACUUCUGUAAUCGUUGGCUCACUCGAAUCAAUUCCUCUGCUUCCUAAGCUAAUGGAAGUGGUUGGUCUUGGAUACACACUCUGGUUCACGACUCGUUACUUGCUAUUUAAGAGGAACAGAGAAGAACUCAAGAUGAAGAUUAGUGAAAUAAAAAAACAGGUUAUUGGGUCUGAUAGUGAGUGA
Arabis nemorensis is the source of this 507-nucleotide messenger RNA. The record is from the annotation of a GenBank genome assembly. Lineage: Eukaryota; Viridiplantae; Streptophyta; Magnoliopsida; Brassicales; Brassicaceae.